This is a messenger RNA of Phlebotomus argentipes, 1152 nucleotides long. RefSeq lists its product as uncharacterized. Bases 778 to 1152 code for a protein of 124 amino acids. The transcript is spliced from 2 exons. The record is from RefSeq and is a predicted model, not a curated record. NCBI's taxonomy places the organism in Eukaryota, Metazoa, Arthropoda, Insecta, Diptera, Psychodidae.
UUUGUCCGUGUAAAAAAUCCCCUCCGGCUCAGCUUGAGAGCUUUUCCCAAAUAUUUGCUACUUGUCUUAUUCACAAGUACCCAAAAUUCCAGCAAGAGCGUCAUAGUAUGAUAUUUUCAUAUAAAUAGAGAAAUGCUUGAUGAUCUAUUCGGCAGUUUAAAAUGAGAUUCUCAAUCAUUUUCACUCUUGGGAUGCUUUUUAGCAUUGCCCAUGCGCGUCCUCAGUACUUCUUGUUCCCCGGAUUCAGUUUCCUGCCCUCUGGAAGUUCAUCAUCAGCCAAUUCCCACGCGUCCUCGCAGUCAGCAAGCUUUGGCGGUGGAAUUGGACCAAUUUACGGUGGAUUUUCCGCUUCCAAUUCUGCUGCACAAUCUUCAGCGUCCUCAAAUUCCUUCGGAGGAUUCCCGUGAGUGAUGAACGGAGUUCUUUUAGUGCUAUUUUACUCACAACUCUGGCUUGUUUGCAGGUUCUUCUUCGGCUGAUGAUUAUUUCCGUGUCUUCUCAUUCUCACCUUCUUUGACCGCCUCAAAUCGUCACAUUUUCAUUAGCAUCUCUACCGAGAUUCUGCUGAUGAUGCAAAACUCUGCCGGUUUGGCCUGGAGUCGAUUCAAUCACCAAUCGACGUGUUAACGGCAAUUUACAUAGAAAUAAAUUUGUUACUUCAUAACAGUUGGUUCUACGUCUCUUGUUGAUGUUGCUGGCAAUUUCUGCCCUGCCUGGGGUGUAUAAAAAGCGAAUCUCGUAGACAUUCUAAGUAGUUUCCGUGAAUUUUCAGUGAAAAUGAGAGUUGCUCUGUUCUUCCUGGCCAUCCUCUUGGCCAUUUGCAUCGUAACUGCCUAUCCACACGGAUACGGAGGCGGUUACGGGGGAGGAGGCUAUGGGGGCGGCUAUGGAGGAUAUGGUGGAGGAUACGGGGGAGGAGGAGGCGGUUAUUAUGGGGGCCGUCGGCGUGGUGGUUACGAUGGAUAUGGCGGACGAAGAGGAGGAGGCUUCGGUCCACCAGGACGAGGUGGGGGCUUUGGUCCCGGCUUCGGGGGAAGUGCAUCGAAUUCCCAGGCCAGCGCUCAGUCCAACACUUUCACAUUCGGCGGACAAUUAAGCAGUUCUUCCGCCAGUGCAGGCUCCAAUUCAUUCGGCGGAGGCUUGGGCAGAUAA